AUGGCCACUUCCUUCGAUGUCGCCGUGGUGGGUGCGGGUCUGGGAGCCUUCCAUGCAGCAGAGGAGAUUGCUAAGAAGAGCAAAAGCACCAAGGUGGCGUUCAUUUUCGGCUAUACCUUUCAGGAGUUCCCACUCGCGGCAGCAAUGUACUUGAACAAUCCAGAUGAGCACGAGAAGUGGACCUGUGGCAUUCCAGAAAAGUGGCAGCAGAGGUGGCCCAAUGUCCAAUACUUCUUGAGCUCUGCAGAGAGGAUUGACUGCGACAAGAAGGAGAUCAGGCUAGUGAACAAGGGACCAGAUGCAGGAGCAUUGAUUUCAUACAAAGCUGUGAUUCUGGCCACGGGCAGCAAGAGUCCCCUGAUCUCUCCUUCUCCAGGCAUGUCUUUGUCAGAGCGUAUCGCAGAGGUGCAAGCUUGUGGGAAGGCCCUCAGGAGUGCCAAGACUGUGAUCUUCAACGGAUCCGGCCUGGUGGGUGUUGAAAUGUGUGGAGACUUCCGAGUGCAGAACGGCUACUCUGCACGCAUCAUUUUGCUUUCUCGUUCCGGCAAGGUCUUGGACACAGACUUUGGGGAAAAGUCUCAGUCACCCAAUCCGGCAGUCGUCCAGAGGGUCACAGACAUCCUGACCAGGAAGUUCAAGGUCGAGGUGAAGCAUGGAUCUGUGUCAGAUCCCAAAUUCUCAGAUGCAAUCCUAUCUCCUGGCAGCCUGAAGCUGGAUGAUGGUGAGUCUUUGGACUUUGAUGUCUACAUUCCUUGCUUUCCGGUGGGCCCCAAUACCGGCUCCCUAGUGUCUUCCAAGAGGGACUUGUUGGAUGCCAAAGGUGCUUUACUCACCAAUGAAAGCCUCCAAUCCACCAGUCAUCCAGAGGUCUUCGGCGUGGGGAUCACCAGCACGAAGGUCCCUGGUCACCCAGUCUCCGCACGCAUUACUGCAGCAAGUCAGCACUGUGCGCUUCAGGCACUUGCGGUCAUUGAAGGCAAGCCGGUGCAAGUUUUCAAGGACAAAGGUGCCCCACCACCUAUGGCACACCCCAUGAACGUGAAGAUCGGCCAUGGUCCGGGUGGCUACCUGAUUUGGACAUCUCUCCCGGGACCUGCCAAAGUUUGUUGCUGCCAGUGCUGUCAAGGUGGCUUCCCUUGUUGCCCACCUCCCUGCUGCUGGUGCUGCGUCGCCGGGUGCUCUGGCGUUUGCGGCACAUGUGGCGGACCCGCUGAGGGUGAGGCACCAGCCAUUUUCAUGAAGUCCUUGUUGCAGAAGUUCCAGAUCCAUGGCUACAAAGGUUUUGGCGAAUAUGGUGGAGAAGUACCCAAGCAAGAUAAGAUGACUUGA
Symbiodinium natans is the source of this 1329-nucleotide messenger RNA. The record is from the annotation of a GenBank genome assembly. Lineage: Eukaryota; Dinophyceae; Suessiales; Symbiodiniaceae.